AUACAGGUGGCUGUAUUCUCUGACGGCAGUAACCCCCAUCUCAGCUACACGCUGGCCCUGACUGCCAGAGAGGCUGGGGUUCACAUCUGAGUGCCCUUGGGGGUCUUCCAGAGCUUCGACUUCUGGGAUCCUUUGAGACCUUGGUGGAAAACGCACUUGAGGGUUUUUUUCUUUAUAGUCGGGGUGGAAAGAUCACUCGAGAAGUCUUUUCGUCGACCUUGGAGCUUGAAAAAGUGUCCGGAAGUGAUAUUGCCAGCGUUUUUAGGAAGACGGGUCUGCUUGCCUUUGAGAGUGUGGGAGUGUGUUUGGUCUUCCAAUCAGAAAGCAGUAGAACCUGAUAUUCAACCUGCUUUGAGUUCUAAUCCAGUCUCUAAGGUUUCCUGAGAUGAAGCCCCUCCCGCUGCAACAAAGCCCCACCCCCUGCUUUAAAGCCACGCCCUUAUCCCUGGAGGCCUGCCACUCAAGAAGCAAAGAGAAAGGCUGGCAGCCUGACGUCCUGAGUGGGUCUGUGAUGGCCGCAGUUUGGCAGCAAGUGUUGGCAGUGGAUGCGAGGUACAACGCUUAUCGCACCCCCAGCGCUCCUCAGUUCCGGACUCAGUAUAUCCGGCGCCGCAGUCAGCUCCUGAGGGAGAAUGCCAAGGUGGGCUACGAGCCACUACUGCGCAAACACUACCUGAGAGUGAGGAGCCAGCUGCUAGCGCUGAGGUACGGGCCUCUGUCCGAGCAGAGCAGCUUCAGAGCAGCCUAUUCCAGCAGCGUGCGCAGCUCCCGGAACACGCUGGACCGCAUGGAGGAUUUUGAGGAUGACCCCCGCUCUCAGGGGGCUCGGGGUCACAGGCGCUCCGUCAGCCGGGGGUCCUACCAGCUGCAGGCCCAGAUCAACAGAGUGGCAUACGAGGAGAGCAGACCCCCGGGAAGUUUGGUUCCCACAUCGGUGGCCGAGGCGAGCCGCGCGAUGGCCGGAGACACGACUCUGAGUGAGAACUACGCCUUCGCGGGCAUGUACCACGUCUUCGAUCAGCACGUGGAGUCAGCAGUUCCUCGGCUCCACUUUGCCAACGAUGACCGGCUGCUGUUGGCGUGCUGCUCUCUGGACGGCACCCUCUCUGUGCUCUCCCUCUCCUCCUCGCCCCCGUCUGUGCGCCUCGUCCUGUCGGGUCACUCCGGCCCGGUCACCGACUUCGCCUGGUCGCUUAGCAACGACGUCAUAGUGUCCACCUCGCUGGACGGGACCCUGCGGAUCUGGAACACUGGCGACGGGAGGUGCAUCCGGGAGGUGGAGGAUCCUGACGGAUCGGAGCUGCUGUGCUGCACCUUCCAGCCCAUCAAUAACAACCUGACUGUGGUUGGUAACGGUAAGCACAACCUCCACGUGGUGAACAUCUCCACUGGUAAGAAGGUGAAGGGCGGCUCCAGCAAACUGACGGGCCGCGUGCUGUCGCUCUCCUUCGACUCCCCAGGGAAGAUCCUGUGGGCCGGAGAUGACCGGGGCAGCAUCUACUCCUUCCUCUUCGACAUGGCGACCGGGAAGCUGACGAAAGCCAAGCGCUUGGUGGUGAGCGAGGGCAGCCCUGUGACGAGCAUCUCCGCCCGGUCCUGGAUCAGCAGAGAGGCCAGAGACCCCUCCCUGCUCGUCAACGCCUGCGUGAACAAGCUGCUGCUGUACCGGGUGGUUGAUAACGAGGGCACCCUGCAGUUGAAGCAGAGUUACCCGAUCCAGCACGGCUCCCAGCCCCUGCACAGCAUCUUCUGCCCCCUCAUGUCCUUCAGACAGGGAGCCUGCGUGGUGACGGGCAGUGAGGACAUGUGUGUGUACUUCCUGGACGUGGAGAGGAACACCAAAGCCAUUGUGAACAAGCUGCAGGGUCACAGUGCGCCAGUACUGGACGUGAGCUUCAACUGCGACGAGAGCCUGCUGGCAUCCAGCGAUGCCAAGGGCAUGGUGAUCGUGUGGAGGAGGGAGCAGAAGUGAGGGGGGGGAGCGGGGAGCAGGGGGCAGAAGUGAGGGGGUGGAGCGGGGAGCAGAGAGCAGAAGUGAGGGGCAGGAGAACACUGGAGAUAAAGUAUAUAAAACUCUACCAACAAACUGGUAGAAGGACAGCAGCCACCUAACAUGUCUAUAUAAAGUAAUCUAGCAUCUUACACUGGCACAGCCUCGCUGUACACGGGGGCACUGCUGGUGGGGCCGCUCUGUAUAACACUAAUAUAAAACCCUGUGCAGAACUACAGCAUCUACUCAACAUGGUGUCUAGAUAAAGAGCGAAAGUUUUAAUCAAGUGUCUUACACUGGCAUGGCCUGUGCUGGGAACCAGAGUAAACCAUUAUACAGUUAUAUAUAUAUAGAGAGAGAGAGAGGGGUAAAUAGAUAGAUAGGACUAAAGAAAUCACGUGCAUUUACUCUAUUUAAGACAUUUCUGCUGUAAAGUCAUUCUGUAAUAAACCUUGGUGUCUGUACUGAA
Molecule: messenger RNA, 2459 nt
Organism: Acipenser ruthenus (sterlet)
Lineage: Eukaryota; Metazoa; Chordata; Actinopteri; Acipenseriformes; Acipenseridae
Gene: wdr13
Product: WD repeat domain 13
Exons: 10
Coding region: 386-1972 (528 amino acids)
Cellular component (GO): nucleus
Molecular function (GO): protein binding; promoter-specific chromatin binding
Source: RefSeq, a predicted model, not a curated record